AUGAUCCUAAAUUAUAUGAGAACUGUGAAUGAAACAUCAGACUGUAAGCACGGUGUGUUUGAUUUAGCAGUGAUCGCUACAGCACUACGCGAGGUACUGAAGGGCCUUGAAUACUUCCACAAUAAUGGUCAGAUACACAGAGACAUCAAGGCUGGCAACAUACUGCUAGGUGAGGACGGUGUGGUCCAGAUCGCUGACUUUGGUGUAAGUGCCUGGCUUUCUACUGGAGGUGAUCUUUCCCGUCAGAAGUCCCGACACACUUUUGUUGGCACACCAUGUUGGAUGGCACCAGAAGUUAUGGAGCAGGUGUCAGGUUAUGAUUUUAAGGCAGACAUCUGGUCAUUCGGCAUCACAGCGAUAGAGAUGGUGACAGGAACUGCUCCAUACCACAAAUACCCUCCAAUGAAGGUCCUGAUGUUGACCCUACAGAAUGAUCCACCCACCCUGGAGACGGGGGCAGAAGAGAAGGACCAGUACAAGAGCUAUGGCAAGACCAUAAGAAAGAUGGUGACAGACUGCCUACAGAAGGACCGCCCCACCGCCUCAGAACUCCUCAAACAUCCAUUUUUCAGAAAAGCCAAAGACAAGAAGUACUUGCAGUCUGUUCUACUGCAAGGAGGGCCAUCCAUAGAGGAAAGAGUGGCCAAGGAUGAACCCUUCUUAAGACGGAGGGUGAGUUUAGAUUCCCAUCAGAUGAUUAAUAUUUAAUCAUUCAUAAUUAAGAUGGACCCUUUCCUCGGAACCACCCUUAGAUUUCCUCCUUCGGCAGGUGAAACCGUGACUGACGUAUGAUAUAAAAUUCAAUUUUGUGUUGCGUUUUCUUUCUAAAAAUAUAUUUUCUUCUGUUCUGGGUAAAUUUUAGCAGAACUGUACCUUUAGUAUUCUAAAUUUAUUUGAUGCAUCUUUUCUUUACUUUUUAUUUGGAAAAUUAUUAAUUUAUUCUUUACUUUUACGUCAAUCUUUUGUUUUUCUGCCUACAUUGUGCACCUUCCCCCUUACCCAGAACUGCACUGUAGCAGGCCCUGCCUACAGUGUGGUCCAGGCCACUUCCCUUCAUCUCCUUUAUAACUCUUUUUUUUUUCACUUCACUAACACUUCCCUGACAGGUAUAGCCAUCUGGUGUAUCAUAUUGGUUUUGUACUGUGCUCAUGAUUCUUCCCAGCAGGUACUGUGUUGUCAGCAUCAGUCAUAUUGGAUGUGAUGUGGUAAGGUAUUGUGUAUUUCGUCACAUGAUGUCAUUUGCUCAAGAAAUUUGAAAACAAUAGAAAAAUCACCAAAUUCCAUUGAAUUAUGAAGCCAGUGAGUGUACAUGAUCACUAAAGGAAUCUUAUUUAUUUAUUUUAGGGAAAAUUGAUAAAGGGAAAUAUUAGACUGCAUACUGAAUGUAACAGAAUGUUUGUAAGUUGAAAAGAUGAGAGUUAGACCCACCAUAUGAUAUGAAGGUUGGAUCAUGUGGUGGCUUACUGAAGCGUGAUUGAAAGGGAUAAGUUUGUGUGCGUGUUCAUCCUUAACAUUAAAUUUACGUCUAAGACAAUUAAUCGUGUGCUUCUGGUGUUCAUCCAAAAGAAGAAAUAGUUUGGUUAGUUCAGAAGCAAAUGUUAAAUAUUGGUGAAAAUAUACAGUGAAACCUCUAUUUAACGGACUUUAUGGAGAGAAAAUUAUGUUAUGUCGAGGGUCUGAUAGAUAUGGAACUUCCACUUAAUGAACUACAGUAUAUAGAGAUGAAACGUCCAUUUUAUUGAGGCUCUGUUUGAUGAAACUCUCAUCUACCGGAUUAUAGGGAAGAAGUCCAUUAUAUGGAGGUAUAACUGUAUUGUCUUCUCUCUGUGAUUACUCACUUGAUAUUAAGUUAGUAGAGGUGAAGGUAGACUGUUACAUGCAUCCCGGGUUAUGGAAGGGUUCCGUUCCUGAAAAUAUUUCCGCAUCGCAAAAUUCCAUAACGCGGGACCAAUUUUCCCAUUGACUUUUAUUAUAUAAGUUGAGAUGCGUUCCCAAGGAAAUUUUUUUCUGCCCAAAAAGGUAAUACAAGCACCUAUCAGUAAGAAUGAAAAUAACAGUUUCAAACACAUACAAUGAUGUAUCAUAACAAUAAAUGUACACACUGGAAUAAAACUCACCAGAAAUAAUGUUGAAUGCUGCAGGAGGUGGUGAGGUGAAGUGGUGCAAUCAGAGUUACUGGGAGUUACUGCUGCAGG
Homarus americanus (American lobster) is the source of this 2195-nucleotide messenger RNA. RefSeq names its product serine/threonine-protein kinase OSR1-like. NCBI's taxonomy places the organism in Eukaryota, Metazoa, Arthropoda, Malacostraca, Decapoda, Nephropidae. The record is from RefSeq and is a predicted model, not a curated record. Gene Ontology annotation, molecular function: ATP binding; protein kinase activity; protein serine/threonine kinase activator activity. Gene Ontology annotation, biological process: protein phosphorylation.